Molecule: messenger RNA, 792 nt
Organism: Aspergillus vadensis CBS 113365
Lineage: Eukaryota; Fungi; Ascomycota; Eurotiomycetes; Eurotiales; Aspergillaceae
Exons: 3
Coding region: 1-792 (263 amino acids)
Source: RefSeq, a predicted model, not a curated record
AUGCAUAUUCAUUGCUCGCAAGAGUCCUUGGUAACUGGGAGUAGAACUCCUGUCUCCUACGCCGAGCUCUGUCUUUCCUUUCCCCAAAGCGGGAAACUUUGGGCAGCAAAGACCGCAGCGCAAUGGCUCAGAACAUAUAUCCAGAUGCAGAGUUUCGAGAAGACAUGUCAACAGGCGGGCCUUCGGGAGUAUCUCGCCAACCCGUCUCUCCUGCAGACCAUUUCACCACUUUACGAUUCCAAUUUAGCACGCUUGAUUGUCCUUCAUGCCGUCGGCUCCAUGGUCAAAGAUCACCUCCAGUCGAAAGGACUUUUGCUUCCAGGAAUCUUGGAUACACCUGGAGACCCGAAGAAGCCGAAGCUGUAUUGCCACACUUGGAACGAUGGUGCCAAAGCAGUCAGGCACGGAAGGCAGUAUGGCAUGCAAGCCAAUUUAUUCGCUAGUCUGUGUCUAUGUAUAUAUGGGACUAUGGCCCAAAUGCCCUCUUCGAGCAACCUCUCUAGUGGUCUAGGGUCGGGAGGCAAUUUCCAAAUUGACGGACCAGACUCCCCUGUAAUACAGAGAUGGAUAAUUUUGGGGUCUGGAACUCCCAUGUUGGGAAGCGUGACCUCGGCUUCCACUUUCUAUGGUGGUAUGCCGCUGGGUGCCACCAGGUCUAUUCUUCUUCGAGUUCGUGACCUCCUGUAUGUCAAGGCAUCACAGAAAAGCCUGUUGCCACUGGUUACUGGAAUCUGUGAUCUUCUUUGUGCCUUGAGCAUUACAAAACAGAGAGAGCCCCGAUGCCUGUAUUGA